AUGGGUAAUAAUAAUAACGGUGAUCGGUUAACGCGCGGCGGUGAAUGCCGCAGCGGGAUCCCGCGCGUCGGCCAACCGGCCCCCGAGCCGCCGACCGUUCCAUUGAGCCCUCAAAGCGACGCGUCCAUUGUGGGAAGUGUCAGCCGCCGAUCAAUCGAUCGCCGAGCCUAUCAAUGGGCCCGGAAUUGGCGCGAAGCAGACGUAAUUGGUGAAACAAUGCCGCCGCCGCCGCUGAAACAUGAGUCCGCCCCAAACAGUAAU
This is a messenger RNA of Iphiclides podalirius (scarce swallowtail), 261 nucleotides long. Lineage: Eukaryota; Metazoa; Arthropoda; Insecta; Lepidoptera; Papilionidae. The record is from the annotation of a GenBank genome assembly.